AUCUGCCCUUCUUUUUGCUCCUCUGACUCGAAUCCCGGCCCUGCCCUCCCCUCCCCUCGAUGAUCCUGUCGUCCCUUCUUCCGAAGGGCCAGGGCUUCCCAUAAUUCAGUCAGCCUUUCUGCUGCUGCCCGCCAAGCUUCCCGAGGUUCGACUGAGGCGAUGCAGCCUAGGUAGAUCCGCGGUACCAACUGUUCACCCUCCGACGCACCUUUGCCUGGAAAACAGCCGCUGAACUGUAAGGCCAUGGCACAAGAUGUACGCGACACACCACUGCAGCCUCCUGGCUCCGGCCCUGUCUCGGGUGACCAACUGUCGGGGCACCCUUCCGCUCCAGAGUGGAUGUCGGCGCAAUCCAACCAUCCUCUACCUCUACACGGUGACAACGAUCUCAGUCACCAUGACGCAGUAGAUCUCUCAGCUGGAGCCUCACGUUCGCCAGACAGCACAGUCUUCGGCGACAGUGAGAACACCCCCGCCAUGUCGAGGAAACCGCGAACUGUACCGGCUUGGGUUCGCUCCGUCGACUACACGGACGACGGUGCAGAAGCUGCCGCUACGGACAGGCUUCUCCCUUCCCAGCCCGAAGAUGUUGUCGUCGCCCAGCACAACCACUCGCCCUAUGCGACAUCGGGCCCUGCUACCUCGAGUCAAGAGAACGAGGGUUCCGUGCACGGGAUCGGUCGACAACGUGAGUCGCGAUGGAAGAAUUUUUCCAGUCUCAUUGCAUACCCCCACGAGCAAGGGUUAGAGGAGAAAUCGGUCACCCCAGACUGGCUGAACGAAAACCUCGGUGACUACUCUCAGCCAUGGCGAGGUCAGCUGGCACCAGACGAUGAUACUGAAGACCCCUUGAGGAUGAAACGGCGCCGGAAGAUCUGGUUCAAGCGUCUGCAUAACACUCUUCUGAAGAGCCCCAUUGUUCCCCUCAUCUUUCGACUUACGGUCUGGUGUUUUUCCCUCACGGCCCUAGCUCUCGGGAGCUCGAUACAGCAUCUCUCGGGGAAGUAUAAACAUCCCCAGGGCCCUUCUGCCCUGAUGGCGAUCAUUGUCGACGCCGUCGCCCUGGUCUAUCUAAUUUACAUCACGUUCGACGAGUACACAUCUAAGCCACUGGGUCUUCGCUCUCCCUCCGCCAAAGCCCGGCUUAUUCUCUUGGAUAUAUUUUUCAUUGUCUUUGACUCGGCUAAUCUGAGUCUGGCCUUUGAAUCUCUAUCUACUGUCAGAGGAGCCUGCACAAUGGCCGAAGUCAAUCAGGAAAUCACACCGAAGAACGACGCAAUAUGCGACCGGCAAAUAGCCCUAGCUUCUGUGCUUCUGAUUGCCCUGCUAGCUUGGCUCACCACCUUUUCCAUCAGUGUCCUCAGACUUGUUGAAAGAGUUGCUUCAUGAACUGCGAUAUUUACGCCUUCCCAUUCUAUCAAUUGUUUUCCUUCUCAUACCCCUUUUUACUCUCAUGUGUUUUCCUUGUCUUCCUUCUCACUAUCUCAAGACCCUGGUUUCUACUCGGUCUUUUUUUGCUUUCCGAGCUUUCUUCUUCUCACGUCUUGGCUUUCAACUCUUGGUUCUUUAUUCUUCUUUCAUCGCCCACUCUUAUCAUCAUCAUUUCAUGCCUUUGCUUCCUUUGGUCAGUUGCGGAUUUAUACCUGUUGUCCCGGUAGUCUGGUGUUUGCGGAUUGGAAACGGAGAAUCUGGAUUUUUGGCUACACUGUCACUCUGCAUAUACGAUUAAUCAUGUACAAAUGGGACAAUGGCAGAAGAUAUACGGCC
Aspergillus heteromorphus CBS 117.55 is the source of this 1767-nucleotide messenger RNA. RefSeq names its product phospholipase D regulator. Gene Ontology annotation, biological process: positive regulation of catalytic activity. The record is from RefSeq and is a predicted model, not a curated record. The transcript has 3 exons. Gene Ontology annotation, cellular component: cell periphery; fungal-type vacuole. Bases 244 to 1389 code for a protein of 381 amino acids. NCBI's taxonomy places the organism in Eukaryota, Fungi, Ascomycota, Eurotiomycetes, Eurotiales, Aspergillaceae.